AAAAUUAAAAGUUUGUAAAUAAACAUGUCAUUAGAUAACUGUAGAAGUAGAGAAAUAUCUUCCUCCAGAGGAAAGCAGCAAGCAAAUGAUUAUUUUAAAGGUAAAAUGAAGCGAGACAAAGCGUAUCAAACAAAGGUAGUUAUAAGACGGCUACCUCCUUUAAUGACAGAAGAUCAGUUUGUAGAACAGAUAUCGCCUAUUCCUGAACAUGAUUAUAUGUAUUUUGUGAAGGCAGACAUGAGUUUGGGAUCUCAUGGUUUCUCUCGAGCAUACAUUAAUUUCCUGAUACCUGAAGAUAUUUUCAUAUUUAAAGAUAAAUUUGAUGGUUAUGUGUUUCUGGAUAACAAGGGUAAUGAGUAUCCAGCUAUUGUUGAAUUUUCCCCAUUCCAAAAAAUUCCAAAGAAACGGAACAAAAAACGGGAUGCUAAAUGUGGAACAAUAGCAAACGAUCCAGACUACCUCAAAUUUUUAGAAGGUCUAAAAAAUCCUGACGACGUAACUCUUCCAUCUGCUGAAGCAUAUUUGGAAGAAAUUGAGUCUAGAGAAAAGGAACUGAAAGCCAAUAAUGGUGUUCCUAAGGCUACAACACCUCUUAUAGAAUAUUUAAAGGCAAGAAAAAUAGAGCAGCAGAAAAUUCGAGAAGAAAAACGUGAAGAGCGCAAAAGAAAAGAAAUAGAGAAGAAGCGUGUCAGAGAGGAGGAGAGGAGGAGGAGAAAAGCGGAAAAGGAUAAAGAAAGAGUUAAGGAAAAGUAUAAAGACAAGGAAAGUUUGUCUGAGAAAGAGACGGGAGAUGAUAUUGAAGAAUCACCGGUGUCAGAAAAUUUUAAGCAAUCCGAAACAGUAGUUCAGGUUCUGAAAAAUCCUGAAAGAGAAAGAGAUCAAAAAGAACAACCACCUCCUCCGAAGCAGAAAGACUGUUUUGUAUCAUCGAGGUUCAGUAAGGAUAAAGAUAGAGGACUCAAAAAGGAAUGGGAAAGGAUUCGACCCAAAGAAAGACAGAAAGUACCAGAGAGAGUUACAUACGUGCGAGAUAAGGACAGAAGUCGCAGGGAUAAGUCUGAUUAUAAAUUAUAUGUUAACAAAAAAUCAGAUUCUGAUAGCUCCGCUAGAAAGUCAAAAGAAGAUUUUAAGGAUAUUGAAUCAUCAGCCCAAGAAACGUCGGAAAGUUCCAAAGAAAAGAAAGUCCAUAACGAUGAUGAAGAGAAAGAAGCCAAAUCCACAAAGCCGUCUGCAUUUAGCCAGUGGUCUCCAAAAGACAAGAGAGACAAUAGUUGUCCUGGUAAUGUAGAAACAUUAGGAAAAACUAAGGAUGAAAUGCCUACUAAAAAAAUACAUCAAAACUCGUCAAAAAGUGUUGCAGGUGAGGAAAAUACGGAAACGAAUGAUAAAAGUGACAGCAGUAGCAUUGACUAUCGAGACCAAAGCAAAGAUCCAAGAGUUGAAAGGCGAAUUCGAAAUAAGGAUCGUCCUUCCCUUGAAAUAUACAGGCCUGGUAUGAGACGUUUCAGUGCUCAAAGAAGUAGUCCACAGAAAGAAAUCUCGACAUCUGCUAGUAAUUCCUCUAGUCCUAGUCCUACACCUCCGCUUACUGUUGGAGCAGUCAAAACCCAAAAUAAAGAGGAUAGUAAAAAUGCUAAUGCACAAAAUGCAUGAGUUUUUAUUGUUCAAAACAUCAUAGAAUGAACUAUUCAUGUACAUAUUGUAAAUAUAAAAUAAAGUUUUAUGGAAUAGCUUAAACUUUCUGUGUUUUAUACUAAACUUUUGUAUGAAACUACUUUGAAUUUAAUAUUCACUGACAUUUAUUUUCUUUAAAAUAGAGAUCAU
Molecule: messenger RNA, 1824 nt
Organism: Uloborus diversus
Lineage: Eukaryota; Metazoa; Arthropoda; Arachnida; Araneae; Uloboridae
Product: regulator of nonsense transcripts 3B-like
Exons: 10
Coding region: 25-1653 (542 amino acids)
Biological process (GO): nuclear-transcribed mRNA catabolic process, nonsense-mediated decay; positive regulation of translation
Cellular component (GO): cytoplasm; nucleolus
Molecular function (GO): mRNA binding
Source: RefSeq, a predicted model, not a curated record